AUGAUUCCAUGGGUGCGUGAAAAAUUUGCUGAAAGGCGGGCAAAGUGGUUGGCACGUUCCAAACGAUCACAAGGUAGCAGUGGUGGUGGUAGUAGUGGUGGAGCUAGUGGCGGCGGCAACAAAGAAGAUGAUGACGAUGAGUCCAGUGAAAUGCGUGAUCGAGAUUCACCUCGAUUUCAUCGUUUAAAUUGUAAAGACGACGACGAUGAUGAAGAGGACUUGGAAGAUGAUACCGAUGCAAAUUCACCGGGACACAGCAGUCAACAUAGUUCACAUAGGAAUCAACAUAAUUCACCAACGCCCACACGACACCAACAACAACAAUGCCAUCAUGCAACCCGCUCCUUACAUUCGUCCCCCGUCAAGUUAGCUAAAAAAAGUUCCCGCCGUUCCUCGGCAGCAUCUUCGUCCUUCGCCACUACAUUAGUUAAUACAACAGAUAGCUUUGCCAGAGGCUCAUCGCCUCGAGAACGCAUUAAGGUUCGUGUAAUCUGUCCAUCGGCCAGGGUAAUGAUAUUCCAAACCGACUGUCAACGCCGUCUAUUAGAAUUGAAAAAUGAAAUUAUCUUAGAAAUAUCAGAUGACUUGAUGGCCCAUAUGUCCCUGUAUGCCUGUGAGGUUAAAACAUUGGCUACAAAAUUUCGUCUAUUAAAGGCUGAUUAUCAAGGCAUCGAACUGAAUGAAGCACAUAGCCUUGAACAAUUGGGUAUUGGUAAUAAUGAUACCUUGGUUUUGGUGGCAAAACGUAACAAUCUGCAGCAACUGGUAAAUCAAACCCGAGAGAUUCGUUCACCCUCGGACAAAGAUAUAGAAUUGGCAACAAGAAAUUUACCCGUACGUUCGGCUGAUGUUCCCCUCGUGGAUAUUAAUGAAAUAUUUCAGCAAUCAAAUUUACAUUUUGAUGUCCGCAAAGUAUUAAUAUCCCUGGCCCAGGCCUCUGCUGUGGUUAUUGGUUCCGGUCCCUAUGCCAAACGUUUAAUAGCCAUGCUCAAACAGAAACUUAUCAAUAAGCGUAACUAUCAGAACGAUACAACGCAGUGCCUUGUCGAUAUGGGCUUUAAAAAAGAAAAGGCCGAAUAUGCCUUGAAGCUGCACAAUAAUGUCUAUUCGGCCGCCUUGGAAUGGCUAAUACAGCGUCAAAGUCAAGAGACAUCGAUUGAAGAGGUUGUAAUGGGUAUACCAAGGACAAAUUCAAUGGCAUCACCAUCGGGUAUAUUGUCAAGUGAUAAUACGGUGGAAAAUAUUGCAGCUCUAUUGGAAAUUGUACGCAUAUACAGCUAUCGUGAUAUUCCGCCUACCCCCGAUGCUGUGCAAACUUUGGUGGAGAUGGGUUUUCAGGAAAGUGACGUCAUUGAGGCAUUAAAGAAAACCUGCAACAACAAAGCUGCUGCCUGUGAAUGGUUAUGUGGAAAUCGUACUGGUAGUUUAGUAGAAUUACGUGAGGGAUUAGCUCAAGACUCGCCAAUAUUAAAAACAAUAUUGCAAUUGCCACAAGUUCAACUAAGCUUAAGUAAUCCUGAAAUUUUAUUGGCCUUUUUAGCAAUACUGGAAAAUGAACAAUCAAUACGUGUGUGGGGCGAUGACAAUGACACAACCUCGGUUAUAACACAUAUCCUACAAAAAUAUCACGAAGAGAAACAUGUUUUGGGCAUAAAUCAAUUCUAUAGCAGUCGAUAGU
Messenger RNA from Musca vetustissima, 1678 nucleotides. RefSeq names its product ubiquitin-associated domain-containing protein 1 (gene Kpc2). The coding region runs from base 1 to 1677 and encodes 558 amino acids. The record is from RefSeq and is a predicted model, not a curated record. NCBI's taxonomy places the organism in Eukaryota, Metazoa, Arthropoda, Insecta, Diptera, Muscidae. The transcript has 6 exons. Gene Ontology annotation, molecular function: protein binding.